Messenger RNA from Lineus longissimus, 7373 nucleotides. RefSeq names its product calcium/calmodulin-dependent protein kinase type II delta chain-like. The record is from RefSeq and is a predicted model, not a curated record. The coding region runs from base 7 to 1896 and encodes 629 amino acids. Gene Ontology annotation, molecular function: calcium/calmodulin-dependent protein kinase activity; ATP binding; calmodulin binding. Gene Ontology annotation, biological process: protein phosphorylation. The transcript is spliced from 24 exons. NCBI's taxonomy places the organism in Eukaryota, Metazoa, Nemertea, Pilidiophora, Heteronemertea, Lineidae.
UUCAAAAUGGCCGCCCCUCAAACAACUACCCAGAAAUUUCACGAUCUUUACGAGCUAAAAGAGGAAUUAGGAAAGGGAGCAUUCUCUAUUGUGAAGAGAUGUAUCAAAAUCGCAAAUGGACAGGAGUAUGCCGCCAAAAUAAUUAACACAAGAAAACUCUCUGCGAGAGAUCACCAGAAAUUGGAGCGAGAAGCCAGAAUAUGUUGGCUGUUGAAGCAUCCAAAUAUCGUGAGACUGCACGAUAGUAUACAAGAUGAAGGGUAUCACUACUUAGUCUUUGAUCUGGUGACAGGGGGAGAGUUAUUUGAAGAUAUCGUAGCGAGAGAAUUCUACAGUGAAGCAGAUGCCAGUCACUGCAUGCAGCAAAUAUUAGAAAGCGUAAACUAUUGUCAUCAGCACCAUGUAGUUCAUAGGGACUUAAAGCCUGAAAAUUUGCUACUAGCCAGUAAGUCCAAGGGAGCUGCGGUUAAACUAGCAGACUUUGGUCUCGCUAUUGAAGUGACUGGAGAGCAGCAGGCUUGGUUUGGGUUCGCUGGUACACCGGGUUACUUAUCACCAGAAGUACUUAAGAAAGAUCCUUAUGGAAAACCUGUAGAUAUAUGGGCAUGUGGCGUAAUCCUAUAUAUAUUGUUAGUUGGUUAUCCACCAUUUUGGGAUGAAGACCAGCAUAGGCUUUAUGCACAAAUUAAACAAGGUGCAUAUGAGUAUCCAUCUCCAGAAUGGGACACUGUCACGUCAGAAGCUAAAAAUCUUAUCAAUAGUAUGCUUACAACUCAUCCAGCUAAGAGAAUCACAGCAGCAGAUGCUCUAAAACACCCUUGGAUCUGCCAACGUGAGCGUGUUGCCUCAGUGGUUCAUAGACAAGAAACAGUGGACUGUUUGAAGAAAUUCAAUGCCCGUAGAAAGCUCAAGGGGGCCAUUCUCACGACAAUGUUGGCCACUCGCAACUUUUCAAUAAGCAAAGGUGAUAAAAAGUCCAGCAGGUCGAACUCAGCCCAAAAGCAGGGUAGUGAUGAGGUUAAGUAUCCUGUAACGAAAAACUCUGGCACCAGAGAUCCCCCAUGGCCGAAAGCUUUGCCAGAGAUCUUGGAGAGUACCGAACUGCGCAUCUACACUCCAAACCACAGUUCACAAGGCCGUAGCUUGGUAACCAAGAAAAAUGAUGGCAUCAAGGAAUCGACAGAUAGCAGCACCACUUUGGAGGAUGACGACACCAAAGAAAGGAAAUGCCAUGCUCAGGACACCGUGAAAGCAGCUGACCCGACUCCAAGUGAAAUGUGUCGCUCAGCCGGAGGGGGACCUGCUGCCAUGUCAGGUUUUAGUUCAUUAUUAUCACAGGUUGCCAAAAGUGAUAAACAAAAAGACACAGAGAAAGCCGGAGGGGGACCUGCUGCCAUGUCAGGUUUUAGUUCAUUAUUAUCACAGGUUGCCAAAAGUGAUAAACAAAAAGACACAGAGAAAGGAAAAACAGACCCAAACAUUGAGACUCGUAAACAAGAAAUCAUCAAAUUGACAGAACAAUUGAUAGCAUGUGUAACUAGUGGUGACUUUGAUGGUUACACGAAAUUUGUUGAUCCCCAGCUGACCAGCUUUGAACCAGAAUCCUUUGGUAACCUCAUGGAAGGAAUGGAUUUCCACAAGUUUUACUUCGAUAAUGUGUUAUCCAAGAACAACAAGGCCAUCAAUACCAGUAUUUUGAAUCCUACAGUGCAUCUCCUAGGUGAUGAUUCUGCCUGCAUAGCCUAUGUCAAGCUGACUCAGUACAUAGAUAGAAGUGGCGUACCCCACACUAAACAAGCGGAGGAGACACGAGUAUGGCACAGGAAGGACAGCAAAUGGCAGAAUGUUCACCUUCAUCGUUCAGGCCUGUUGACGGGAACACCCGCUUUCAAGUAGUCAGAAAUACUAGGAGACUUUCUUAACACUUUCAGGCCUUUCUUGUGACAAGCCUUGGAUCACCUGGGUUACAAUUCGGCCUCGUUUUCGUUCCUCUGUGAAUUUUCAUUUGAAAUUGAAUCCAGUGACGUGUGCAAUGUUCGACGCGGGUUUCUGGGUGAGCGUGGUAUGGCAUUGAUGUAGAUGCUGGCAGAGGGAUGUGAAGUAUGGACAGGUGUGAAACCUCAGGUGUGAGGCUCUGGCAAAAGGCUUUAUAAGGGGGCGGGUAUAAGACAAAUAAGCAAGGAGAGAUGUAUAGAAAACAAAUCUCCAGGGUGAUGGCAGAAUGACUACUCUGACCAUGAUUAAUCAAGAUAUAGAGCUAAUAUAUAAUAAUUCAAGUCAUGUGGUGUCUUCGCAUGUCACCGCAGAGAUACCUGGUAGAGGGGCCUAUUGAUAUGUUUUGAACAUGAAGUAUCUGAGAAUGUAUUUUUCCACUUUGAUGUAUAGAUCAGGUUGAGCUGGCCACAGCAAUUUUUAUGAUUGGUUGAACGCUGUUGCUGUUCAUAGUAUUUCAUCAACCCAACAAGCCAGGCCUCUGGUUCUUGUCCAAGAUUUCGGUUCGUAGAUGUUUAUUCUUGUCAGAAAUUAUUAAAAGGUGUUACAGGUGAUGAAAUAUGAGAUGGUAGUGAAAUGGAUUUGAGAAUUGGCGGUGGAUCCAAAUAGAGUGGCCGGUCAUUGUCUAACAAAAAGAGUUCAGAUUGAAAACAUUGCAGUGAAGGGCUGAGACAGCAGUUCUUGGCACUGCCGGGCAGAACCUAUGAAUUCUACAGGCUGGACUGCAUGUUGAUGAGAUUCUGUUGUAACACAUGAGUAGCCGUCACGCGGCUUGCAGCUGGUAUUUGGGUGUGUUGGGUCUGUUGCUACAUGACCAUGUAUGAAUAAGUCAGUCAGGGCUGGCUGGUUCACAACGUGAAUUCUGUUGGUGUACCGGAGACUUGUGGCGGGCACAUACUCUGGUAGAUCAUUUCCAUCAAGGCUGGCUGCGCUGGUUCAGACUCUCCUGCAUCAAUUACAUCUGUUCUCCCAAGAGGGCUUCCUGCACCAAUUCAGACCAAAUACACUAGUGCAUGGUGCAUGACUGCAUCAGAGCUAGCUGCAUUGGUACAUGAGUUCUAUGUGUACUUGCUGCACCAGUGAACCAGUCAGAAAGGAAAGGAAAGUUGAGGUGACUGUUUGCUUGAACAGAACUUGAUAACCCCCACCAGGAUGCAUCCAAAAGGCUGCAUGAUUAUGCCCACAAUCCAUACCUAUUUUCUUUCCUGGCAAUCAUGUCAGCACCUCAUUCUGUUCAUUCAAGAUAAAUGGCCCAGGUUAUUGGAGCCUUUUGAUUCUAAGAAGUUAAACGUGCCUGUGUUGCUGUACAUAUGAAUACUGUAGCGCUGGAGAUUACACAGGUUUGACCUGUCACCAUACACAUGAUGUCAUGUGUAUGUACAUAAUAGAUUGGAUGGAGUGAGUGGUCUUGUGCACUUUUUCUCAGGACUUCAGAUGACCAGGAAUUCUAUUCUUGACUUUCAUCUCUUACAUGAAGGCCUACUACUUAUUCCCCCGAACCAAACUUGAUCUGACGACUAUCAUCCAUGUCUGAUACGAUCGUUAAACACUCAUACUUUCUUGCCUUACUCUUCGUAAUAGGAAUCUUAAGAUUUUGAACGUCCUGAUAAGUGAUCAGAUUGGUUUUGUAAGUUAUCAAAAUUAUGUAUGAAUGAGAACAGGCCUCAUGAGGAACUUACUGCCAUGCCUAUUUACUGAUGCCGUAUUCCUGUUGUCUUGUUGAAAAAGUGCAUAAUUACCAAUGUGAGCAGUUUGGCUCUUUUUCUUGUAUUCUAAAUAUCUGUGGUGUUUGAACAUGAUUGAUUGAUUGUGCAAUAUUUUAUCAAUUAAUGUAUAGAUAUUUUAAUAAAGAUACCGUAUUUAAACCUUUCAGCACGGGUGGCUUUGAUAAUAUCUUAUGUGGAUGUGAUCUAAAAUCUCUGUAUUUCUUUUACCAUUGGGUCCGGUUCAGAGAUUGGUGUGUACUUUUCAAGACUACUAGAUAGUGCUCCAUGCUGAAAGGGUUAAUCCAUCAUGCUUUGGGUCUUUAAGUAUGAGAUGAUGUACCAUAGUUUGAGUUAUCCAAUUAGCCAGGUCGGCAGAUUUCAAAAAAUCUGAUGAAUUUGGUGAUAACAGUUCCAGGGGAGAAUCAUGGCCCAAGAGGUUUAUUGUUGAAAUACCAACUGGUAUGGUCUGAGUUGGAUAAACUCUCUUAGAUCACGAAACACCUUUGCCAUGCAUCUAUUUGGAUAACACCUUCUACUGGUCUUUUCUUCUUGUAUCUCAUGAAUGAUUAAGCACGAUAUUUAUACAUAUAUGACUGUACAUGUACAUAUAUAUGUAUAUAUAUUUGUCAUGUUUGUCAAAUUGUACAAUCUUGUACAAAGUGGUUCUGUUGAUAAAUAAUUAUUAUCUUAUUUAGAAUUCAAGUUGAUCAUAGUUGUAAACUUUUCAGCCGUUUGUCCAAGCGGUGAUCUUGUGGUUCACUCUGUGUAUAUUCAAUGCUAAAUCAAGUUGCACAUGUAUUCGUCACAAAUGUAGGUUAAGAUUAUUUUUGUCGACAUUGCUUGAGGUUCCUUUUGUAUAUUUUCUAUUUUCAAUUUUUCUAACUGGUAUGACGAUCUGAAUAUAUUUGUGCCACUAAUUGGUGAUUUCUGUGUGACAUACAUAUUAUGGCACUCAAUAACCAGUGUCCCUAAGACCUGAAAGUGAGAUGACCACAAUGUAAUCUUUCUCUGUUUCUCAUAGAGCUAGUUUAGAGCAUCGUUUCUAAGAAAUACUGCAGAUCUUACCCAAUAGGCCCCGGUGUGAACAUAACAUAUAUAAAUUGGAUUAUAACGCUUACAGGUUAGCUAAUAAGGCAGAUUUGCACUGAGGAUGAUUUAGACUAUAACUGAUUCCUGUGGGGCUCAAUUGGGACUUAAAGGUGGAUUCCAUCCCGAGAUCUUCCGGUUGAGGUUUAUUAUUAGAUGACAUCAGUUGCCUUCAGGUGUCGCUGCAUUCGUGGUGUUCUGGAUAUUUCAACUAAUUCUCUGUCUUCUCCGUGCAGACCAUCGCAAGUGAUCUGUCUUUUUGGUUGAAUUUUAGCCAUCUUCGUACUUAGAUGUAGUGCUUGGUCGAUUUAUAAGGCGUAGAGCUGGAUGCGAACAUAUUGGAGCUCUUUGAGUUACAUUCGUUAACAGAGCUGGCUACGAAUGCCUUGUGGAUAUUACAUUCAUUUGGAUCACAUCAGAAACUAUUAUUACAAAUGCAAAUAAACUAAUUAGAAUAUCUGCCCCUAUUUACCAGUUGGUGGUGACAAAGGCCAACUAUGAAUGGCAAACAAACAUCUUUAUAAAUGUCAAAUAAGCUCAUUUAUCAAGUGAAUGAAAAGUUUCACGGUUUUUGCAUAUUUCUCUUAAAUGCUUCAAGAGGUUGCCCAUAGGUUUAGGCAUAGAUUUAUUUAUUGUUGAUUUGAUUUUUUGUGUCACAUUGUGCCUCUAUGAUUAAUAUAUAAAGUUUAAAAGGCUGAAUGUGACCAAAGAGAUACUUUAAUUUUGAUUUAUUUAGAUGGUGGUUUAUCCACUUUGACUUUGAUUCAAAUUGUUUAUUUUUAUUACUGCAGUCUGUUGCUUGCAUGUUGAUUUAUUCUAGUUAUAACUCUUGCUUUGUUAGGCCUGCAGUGGCGACUUCUUUUGAUGUUAACCUCAGUAUGUCUCCCCUUGUCAUGAGGGAAAAGGCACCUAAACACUUUGAACCUAGAUUGAGUUAAAGGUCAUUUGAUGAGAUAUAAAAACAUGAGAAUUUUCAUUUCCAUUCUUUCACUAUAAAUACUCCGUACCAAUGCAGUUUGCCGAGUUGUUUCAAAAGGAACAAUGAAGUGAUAUGUGGUCCUCCCCUACCUUGCUCAUACCACAAAACACCUCACUUUAUUGUGGAAGUUCUCAUGCGUCUCGCAAGCCGCCAUCAUUGAAUGCAACUUCUGGUUGUGAUUGGAGGACUUGUCGACCAAUGCCAUCGUAUCUCGCAUCACUCACGGUGGUGAAUAAGUAUUGUCUGGUGUGUGUCAACAGUGUAGGUCGAGUGUAAACAUAGUGUAUAAUAUCUUCAAUUUGUUCAAACGCCUGUGGUCCUUUCUUUUUCCGUGGUACACAACUUCUCAUUUUGUGAGUAUUGAAUGUUUUCCCCGGAGUCCUGGUCAUAGUGGCGUGAGUCAGUUUCAAAACGAUACCUGUAAACCCUGUCAACUGAUUAGGAAAUGUUGCACAAACUCGACCUUUUGAGAAGUUGCUGGUUCCUCCAUGCAGACGUAGAAGGCCUACCCUUCUGCUGGUUCUCUUUGAAGCCAGACUUGACCAGUUAUGACCAGCACCCUGGUGUUACAUGGCAUUAGGACAGUGGCACCCUCCCCUCCUUUCCUGAACUUUGAUGCAGUGCAAUCAUCUGUAGUUUCACUAUAAGCUCAGGCUGCAGUGACUGGAGGACAUGUCAUUGAUUGAUGUACUUAAAGCUCAACCAUUGGGACUAGUAGCCCUCGUUAAGGUUCAGGAUAUUGAACAACCAGGUCUGAUAAACCAGUGCCAAUACUAUAUAUUCAUUGCUCUGGUGUUUCAGUCCUGGCUCAGAAGUGUAGUAUGCAUUGAGACCUUGUAAUUUUUUGUACCAUAUAUGACCUUGUGUGGACAGCACAAUCUGCACAAGUUGUUUUUCUAACCUUCUAGGUAUAUUUUGUGUCUGUAUAGAGGCUGGUUGUGCUGCUCACACUGGGGAAGGACUUUCCUAAAGAUCACAGAAAUCACAUGGAUUAUUCUUGGUGCCAUGGCUCACCCCUGCACAAUCAAAUGAGACCAUCCAUUAGAAUAUACAUGUAUUACUGUAAUGGAUUCUGCCAUUUGGCUGAAGGGGGGAAGCAGCCGGGGUGUGCACUGACCUUUAGUUUCAGGUUAACUGUUUUGGCUGGAAGACCUUAGGGAUUUAUAAACAUUGGUAAACAUCGCAGUUCCUCUUAGAAUCCUGGACUGGCUUCUCUGUAAUUGACUAAGAAGUCCUCCUCAGAAGACAGGCACCAAAACACGUUUACCGCUGUAGUUAUCUAUUCUGGGUCACCUUUAUACUCUGUGGAACAUGAGGUUUCUGUGAACUUUUUUCUCUUUAUAGCACCCCUAGUUUAGAGCAGACUUCAUCACACAUGCAUUCAAAGUUGCAUAAUUUGCUAGAUGUCAUUGAAAUUUUAUCUCCAAUUUAGCAGUUUUAUUUCCUUAAUGAGAUGUACUAUAUAAGUGUAAGAUGUAGUCAGGUGUUUAGAGUAUCCGUCGAUAUUGGACACAUUUGGUGGUAGCAUACUCAACUAGAAACUCUGUCAUGCUUUCAUUCUGACAACCAGAGGAUGCCAAUAACACAAUAAAGCAUGACCAUGCUAAAAA